UACUACUUAAUGACAGUAGAAAUCUAGUUUAUGUAUGAUUUUGGGCCUAAGCCCAAUUUCUAGAAAAUGAUUCAUACAACUACAUAUAUCUAGAUUUUUUAUUGUGAACAAGUCUUGAGAAUUAGACUAUUAGUCGGUCGUGACUUUAACAUUCCUUCGUUCCUUUCCUCUCCUCUCUCCCUUGGCCAUGGUAGCAAUGACUCUCUGCGCAUUUAGUUCAUCACUAUUUCACAGUCACAAUCUUCUUCUCUCCCGGCCACGGCGGCGGCGGCGAGUUCCAGUUGGCACCAGUAGAGAAGUCCAUAGCCAUCGACUCCUCUUUCUCUGCAAUAUAUCCCUUCCAUCUGCGCCACCCAAACCAUGGAAACCAAUGGAGGGCUUAGUUCAGUGCUCUGCAAAUCAUGUUCCUCUGUCUCCCAUUAGCUUCUUAGAGCGUUCUUCUAAGGCUUAUAAAGACCAAACCUCUCUUAUCUAUGGCUCUCUCCAAUACACUUGGGUCCAAACUUAUCAACGUUGUCUCAAGCUAGCUUCUGCUCUCACCCACUUGGGAAUUUCCCAUGGAGAUGUGGUGGCUACCUUCUCUUACAACUUACCAGAAAUAUACGAGCUUCACUUUGCAGUCCCAAUGGCCGGUGGGAUUCUCUGCACGCUCAAUGCUCGGCAAGACUCGACUAUGGUGUCAACCCUACUGGCACACUCGGAAGCCAAGGUCAUCUUUGUGGACCACCAGUUACAAGAAACGGCUCGAAGUGCACUUGAUCUUCUAUCCCAAAAAGAUGUAAAGCCUCCCACUUUGGUUUUACUCACUGAUUGUGAAAGCUUCACUUCAAACUCACACUAUCAUUAUGAUCAUCUGCUAGCCACCGGAAGUGAUGACUUUGAAAUAAGGCGGCCUAACAGUGAAUGGGAUCCCAUCAGCAUGAACUACACCUCAGGCACCACUGCACGCCCCAAAGCUGUCGUUUACAGCCACCGUGGGGCAUAUCUGAACUCCAUAGCCACAGUUUUGCUUCACGGGAUGGGGACAAGGUCUGUUUAUCUUUGGUCAGUGCCCAUGUUUCAUUGCAACGGCUGGUGUUUACCAUGGGGGGCUGCAGCUCAGGGCGCCACCAACAUAUGCAUACGAAAAGUCUCUCCCAAAGCCAUUUUUGAUAACAUACAUUUGCAUAAGGUCACACACCUUGGAGCUGCGCCAACUGUCUUGAACAUGCUUGUAAGCUCAUCAGAAGGCAACCUUCUCCUCCCGCUUCCCCACAAGGUGGAGAUCACGACAGGUGGUUCACCGCCACCGCCACCAAUUAUGGCGAGGAUGGAAGAGAUGGGGUUUCGAGUGAAUCACAUUUAUGGCCUCACGGAAACUUAUGGUCCUGCUACUAAUUGUGUAUGCAAACCUGAAUGGGAUGCACUGCAGCCAGAGGAACGGUAUGCCUUGAAAGCUCGUCAAGGAUUAAACCAUCUGGCGAUGGAGGAGAUGGACGUGAGAGACCCGGUGACCAUGGAAAGUGUUAGGGCCGAUGGUGCAACGAUUGGUGAGGUUAUGUUCAGAGGAAACACUGUGAUGAGUGGCUACUUUAAAGACUUGAAGGCGACCGAGGAGGCUUUCGAGGGAGGUUGGUUUCGUAGUGGGAAUCUUGGUGUGAAACAUGAGGAUGGUUAUAUUCAACUUAAGGAUCGAAAGAAGGAUGUGGUGAUAUCAGGAGGGGAGAAUGUGAGUACAAUUGAGGUUGAGACUGUGUUGUAUAGCCACGAAGCAGUGCUCGAGGCUGCUGUGGUGGCGCGCCCUGAUAAGCAUUGGGGGGAGACACCUUGUGCUUUUGUGACACUUAAGGAAGGAUUUGAUAAUGUCAGCACUGACCAAAUAAUCAAAUUUUGUAGGGAUCAUUUGCCUCAUUACAUGGCUCCUAAGACGGUAGUGUUUGAAGAUUUACCAAAAACUUCAACUGGUAAGAUACAAAAGUUUAUUUUGAGGGAAAAAGCAAAGGCCAUGGGCAGCCUAUCUUAAAAUACACUCUUGUUUACUUGUAUCUCAUUCGAUAUGCAUUCUAUACGAGAAUUACUAAAGGGCAUGCCCAACAAUACAAGUAGGUGACAUAUUGUUAUUGGUGCAAUCUAA
Humulus lupulus (European hop) is the source of this 2113-nucleotide messenger RNA. RefSeq names its product isovalerate--CoA ligase CCL2-like. Bases 188 to 2002 code for a protein of 604 amino acids. The transcript has 3 exons. NCBI's taxonomy places the organism in Eukaryota, Viridiplantae, Streptophyta, Magnoliopsida, Rosales, Cannabaceae. The record is from RefSeq and is a predicted model, not a curated record.